Molecule: messenger RNA, 879 nt
Organism: Acanthisitta chloris (rifleman)
Lineage: Eukaryota; Metazoa; Chordata; Aves; Passeriformes; Acanthisittidae
Gene: ACER2
Product: alkaline ceramidase 2
Exons: 5
Biological process (GO): ceramide metabolic process
Cellular component (GO): membrane
Molecular function (GO): hydrolase activity, acting on carbon-nitrogen (but not peptide) bonds, in linear amides
Source: RefSeq, a predicted model, not a curated record
UCCUAGAUAAGCAACGUCUUGUUUUUCGUUUUACCACCCAUAUGUAUGUGCUUGUUCCGUCAGUACGCGAUCUGCUUCAACAGUGGGAUAUAUUUAAUAUGGACUCUGCUGGUCGUGGUUGGAAUUGGAUCUGUUUAUUUCCAUGCCACCCUCAGUUUCCUGGGUCAGAUGCUGGAUGAGCUGGCUAUUCUCUGGGUCCUGAUGUGUGCUCUUGCCAUGUGGUUCCCUAGGAGAUACCUGCCCAGAGUUUUUCGAAAUGACAGGAGCCGAUUUAAAGCUGCUGUGGGUGUCCUGUCUGGAGUUACCACCUGCCUUGCCUUCAUUAAACCUGCCAUCAACAAUAUCUCCCUCAUGACUCUGGGUGUUCCCUGCACAGCUUUGCUCAUUGCUGAGUUGAAGAGGUGUGAAAACCAGCGUGCAUACAAACUGGGUCUCUUUUCAGGUCUUUGGUGGAUGCUAGCACUUUUUUGCUGGAUCGGUGACAAAGUGUUUUGUGAGAUUUGGUCUGCGUUUAACUUCCCCUAUUUGCACUGUGUGUGGCACAUUCUGAUUUGCCUUGCGGCAUACCUGAGCUGUGUCUGCUUUGCUUACUUCGAUGCUGCUUCUGAGAUCCCUGAGCAAGGCCCUGUGAUAAUGUUCUGGCCCAGUGAGAGGUGGGCAUUCAUUGGAGUUCCCUACGUCACCCUCCUCUGUGCAUACAAGAAAUCACCAGUGAAGAUCACAUGAAGUGGGCCACGGAAUGGGGAUGGAUUUUCAACUUACAUUCCAGCACAGACAAUAUUUAAAUAAUGGUAAACAACUAGUGUUGUAUUUUUUCUUCUUCCUAAGAUAGGCAGCACUUCAGAUGCCAUGGGAAGAGAAGGCAAGUGUUUUCUCUCU